AUGGGGUCGUCGCCGCCCGACUCUCCGAUCCGCGUCGGCGUCCUGUUGUUCCCAGGCCACGAGCCCCUUGACUGGGUCGCCCCUGUCAACAUCUGGGGUGCCGUCAAGGAUGCAGAUGGCCGGCCCCGUAUCGAGAUGCUGUACAUUGCAGAAAACGCGGGCCCCGUCACGAGCGUGACAGGCACAGUAUCAGUCAUCGCCAGCUAUUCCUUCGCCGACCUCCCUCCCCCGGCCGCCAGCCCGCAGCAUUCCCCCAGCGCCAACGGCCGCCCCGCGACGCCCCCGUCCCCGCCGUCCCACCAGCAGCUGCACUGGCUGCUGGUGCCGGGCGGCAUCGGCACGCGCCGCGAGGCCGCCAACCCGGCUCUGCUCGAGUACAUCCGCGCUUGGGCCGCGCCCAGCAGCGGCCUGCAGCUGUGCAUGUCGGUCUGCACGGGCGCUGCGCUGCUGGCCGCCGCGGGCGCGCUGGACGGCCGCAGGGCGACGAGCAACAAGAGGGCGUUCGACUGGGUCAAAUCGGUCAACCCGAGGGUCGACUGGGUGCGCUCCGCGCGGUGGGUGCGGGACGGCAACUUUGUGACAUCAUCAGGCGUCAGCGCGGGGGCGGACAUGGCGGUACAUGUUCUUAAGGAGGUCCUCGGCGCUGAGGUGGCGGCCAAGGCGGCCCAGUACGCGGAAUAUAUCCCUGCAACCGACGCUGACAAGGACCCGUUUGCUGACGAGGCGUUCCUGCCCGCCGUUUGA
Molecule: messenger RNA, 744 nt
Organism: Monoraphidium neglectum
Lineage: Eukaryota; Viridiplantae; Chlorophyta; Chlorophyceae; Sphaeropleales; Selenastraceae
Product: ThiJ/PfpI family protein
Exons: 2
Coding region: 1-744 (247 amino acids)
Source: RefSeq, a predicted model, not a curated record